Molecule: messenger RNA, 2095 nt
Organism: Dermatophagoides pteronyssinus (European house dust mite)
Lineage: Eukaryota; Metazoa; Arthropoda; Arachnida; Sarcoptiformes; Pyroglyphidae
Product: 3-phosphoinositide-dependent protein kinase 1-like
Biological process (GO): peptidyl-serine phosphorylation; intracellular signal transduction
Molecular function (GO): protein serine/threonine kinase activity; ATP binding
Source: RefSeq, a predicted model, not a curated record
UUUCAUUUCAUCACUAUUAAUAUUGUUUUUUUCAAUAAUUAUAAUUGUUUGUUUGAUAUUGGUUUUUUAUAAAUCUGGUUCAUCCAAAUAUUUUCGCCCACCAAAGGACCACACAAUAUAAAUACAUUCGAAUACUCGACGUUGAUGUGUGUUUAUUGUGGUUUAUCAUAACCAUAUUGAACAACAUAGCGACGAAUAAUGGACACUGCCAAACGUUGUGCCGAAGAUUUUGUUUUUCACAGAAUCAUCGGUGAAGGAUCAUUCUCAGUUGUUUAUCUUGCUCGUGAUGUUCAUACAAAAUGUCUAUGUGCGGUGAAAGUAUGUGAAAAAUCGCAUAUUCAUCGUGAAAAGAUGCAAAAAGCAAUCCUUCGAGAAAAACAAAUUAUGAAAUAUUUGACGGAAAAACAAUCGAAAUUUUUCAUCAAAUUAUUAUCAACAUUUCAAGAUGAUACCCGAUUAUUUUUUGUCCUAAAUUAUUGUGUGAAUGGUGAAUUAUUAUCAUUCAUCAAUCAACGUGAGAUAUUCGAUCAUAAAGCCACAUUGUUUUAUGCAGCCGAAAUUCUUUUAGCUCUUGAACAUCUUCAUCGUUAUGAUAUUGUUCACCGUGACCUAAAACCUGAAAAUAUAUUACUGAAUGAAAAAAUGCACAUACAAAUCACUGAUUUUGGUUCGGCAUUCUUCCUAAAUGAUCCAACGGGUGAAAAGAAUGAUCCAUUCGAAGCCAAAUACUCACAACAACACCGUGGCCGUAAAAAUUCAUUUGUCGGAACAGCACAAUAUGUAUCACCGGAAAUGUUGACCAAUAAAAAAAUAACCGGCAUGUGUGAUUUAUGGGCAUGGGCUUGUAUGCUAUAUCAGAUGAUCACUUCAUCACCACCAUUUUCCGGUGGUAAUGAAUAUAGUAUUUUUCAGAAAAUACAAAAUUUAGAUUAUAAAUUCCCGGAAAAUUUUCCCGAUGAUGCAAAAGAAUUGAUUCAAUCAAUAUUAAAAAUUGAUCCUACACAACGUCUUGGUGCUGAUGACGAUGUUAAAAACAGUGUUGGUUAUAUUUCCAUACGAAAUCAUAGAUUUUUUAAUUCAUUAAAUAAUGAUUGGAAUCUACUUGAUAAACAACCUCCACAGCAAUUAUUAGCCGUUGCUCGUAAUGAUACAUCGAUGGAAGAAUUAUGUGCUGAAUUUGAAUCAAUGAAUUUAUCCCCUGGUUUGAAUGAAAAACAAAUCACUCGGCUACUUUGUCUUUCAUUGCAUCAAGAAUCUGAUUCAUUCAAACCUAACAAUGCCAAUAAUUGUGAUAAUACUAAAACGACGACUAACAAACGUAAACAUAUAUUGGAUAUAUCGGCCAAAGAGUUUGAAGAACGUUUACGUAAACAAAAAGAAACGAACAAAUUCCAUCCGUUUGUCGAAAACAAUCUUAUUAUAAAGCAAGGUUUGAUCGAUAAGAAAAAAGGUUUCUUUCCAAGACGUCGUAUGUUCCUGUUGACAACAGGACCACAUUUAUAUUAUGUUGAUCCGGCCAAUAUGGUUCUUAAAGGUGAAGUUCCAUUCUGUAAGGAGAUGCGAACUGAAGCGAAAAAUUUUCGUAAUUUCUAUAUACAUGUUCCAAACCGAACGUACAUUCUCGAAGAUAUAACAAAUAAUGCACCCGGUUGGUGUGAAAUAAUAGACGAAGUGAAAAAAUAUGCCUUACAAGAUCAAUUAGCCUCUACCGUUACAACUAACGCUGGUGAUGAUGAUAAUAGCUUACAUAAUCAACAACGACAAUCAUCCAAAUUACCGGAUCAACAGAAUAUGAAUAAUGGUCUAAUGAAAAUCAACAACAAUAAUAUUAGUAAUAUUAAUGUCAAUAGCAAUAUCAGUAGUAAUAUAAAAAAAUCAAAAAAUAGUCUUUUCAAUUUGAAUAUCAAAAAAAUGACUGUCGCCAAUACGGCCGCCAAUAAUCAUAGUACAACAGCAGCUACUACUGCCGAAAAUAGUGGUGUUAGUGGUGGUAAUUAAGAAUAAUGGAUAGGAAACAAAUUUCGAAAUUUUUAGAUAAAUGCAAAAAGAAAAUUCUUUAAUUAAUUUUCAUUUAUCAUUAUCAUCAUAUAAUCUU